GCGGCCCGGCCCCGCCGCCGCCGCGGGUGAAAGGGCGGCCGGGUGGCGGCGGCGGCGGCAGCGGACAUGGCGGUGCUGCUGCGCUGCGGGGUGGCGGGCGGCCGCCGGGGGCUCCGGGCCGUGCUGAGGUGCGAAACACUGUGUUCCAGAUGGUGCCUCGUAACGUCUCAUAAACUGUAUUCAUCUGUGUAUGAUCCAAAUGAAAAGACUUUUGAAAAACUCCUUAUUGCCAACAGAGGAGAGAUUGCAUGCCGAGUCAUCAAAACAUGUAAGAAGAUGGGGAUUAAAACGGUUGCCAUACACAGUGAUGUCGAUGCCAAUGCUGUUCAUGUGAAAAUGGCGGAUGAAGCUGUCUGUGUUGGCCCAGCUCCCACCAGCAAAAGCUACCUCAACAUGGAUGCCAUCAUGGAAGUCAUUAAGAAAACCAGGGCCCAAGCUGUACACCCAGGGUAUGGAUUUCUUUCAGAAAAUAAAGAAUUUGCUAGACGUUUGGCAUCAGAAGGUGUCACCUUCAUUGGACCUGACACACAUGCUAUUCAAGCUAUGGGAGACAAGAUUGAAAGCAAAUUGUUAGCCAAGAAUGCAAAGGUCAACACGAUCCCUGGCUUUGAUGGAGUCGUCAAGGAUGCAGAUGAAGCUGUCAGAAUUGCAAGGGAAAUUGGCUACCCUGUCAUGAUCAAGGCCUCAGCAGGUGGUGGUGGGAAAGGCAUGAGAAUCGCUUGGGAUGAUGAAGAGACCAGGGAAGGUUUUAGAUUUUCGUCUCAAGAAGCUGCUUCAAGUUUUGGUGAUGAUCGCUUACUGAUAGAAAAGUUCAUUGAUAACCCUCGUCACAUAGAAAUCCAGGUUUUGGCAGAUAAACACGGUAAUGCCUUGUGGUUGAAUGAGAGAGAGUGCUCCAUCCAAAGGAGAAACCAAAAAGUUGUGGAGGAAGCACCGAGCACUUUCCUAGACCCUGAAACUCGAAAAGCAAUGGGAGAACAAGCAGUAGCUCUUGCCAAAGCAGUAAAAUAUUCCUCUGCUGGAACAGUAGAAUUCCUUGUGGACUCCAGUAAGAAUUUCUACUUCUUGGAAAUGAAUACUAGACUUCAGGUUGAACAUCCCGUCACAGAAUGCAUUACCGGCCUGGACUUAGUCCAAGAAAUGAUCCGUGUUGCUAAGGGUUACCCUCUCAGACACAAACAGGCUGAUAUUCCCAUCAACGGUUGGGCGGUUGAAUGUCGAGUUUAUGCUGAGGACCCCUACAAAUCUUUUGGCUUGCCAUCCAUUGGUAAACUGUCUCAGUACCAGGAACCAUUGCACUUGCCAAGUGUACGUGUUGACAGUGGCAUACAACAAGGAAGUGAUAUUAGCAUUUAUUAUGAUCCUAUGAUCUCAAAACUGAUUACCUAUGGCUCUAAUAGAGCUGAAGCACUGAAAAGAAUGGAAGAGGCUUUGGACAAUUACGUAAUUCGAGGUGUGGCUCACAACAUUUCUUUACUGCGAGAAGUGAUAAUUCAUCCACGCUUUGUUCAAGGAGACAUCAGCACGAAAUUCCUUCCUGAAGUCUAUCCUGAUGGUUUUAAAGGACACAAGUUGACAGAUCUUGAAAGAAGAGAACUACUGGCAACAGCAGCAUCUUUGUAUGUGGCUGAACAACUGAGAUCACAGCGAUUUCUAGGUACUCCAAGAAUCCCUAUUGCUAAAUCAAAGCGAAGUAGCUGGGAGCUCUCUGUGCAUCUAGGAGAUGGAGUUUACCCAGUCACAGUUUCAAAGGAUGGCUCAUCAUUUUCUGUGGAAGUUGAUGGGAUGAAACUAAACGUGACCAGCGAGUGGAACCUGGCUUCACCCUUAUUGUCUGUCACCGUUGAUGGCACUCAGAGGACUAUACAGCGACUUUCUCGGAAUGCCUCUGGAGAUACAAGCAUUCAGUUUCUAGGCACAGUGUACAAAUUACAAAUACUGACGAAGGUUGCUGCUGAGCUGAGCAAGUACAUGCCAGAGAAAGCAGCAGAGGACACCUCCAGCAUUUUGAGAUCUCCCAUGCCUGGAGCAGUGGUGGCAGUUUCUGUCAAGCCUGGGGACACGGUUUCAGAAGGUCAAGAGAUUUGUGUAAUUGAAGCAAUGAAAAUGCAGAACAGUAUGAUUGCUGCUAAAACAGGCAAGGUGAAAGCUGUGCACUGCAAAGCUGGUGAUACUGUUGGUGAAGGAGAUCUGCUGGUGGAACUGGAAUGAAAGGUUGCCUCCACACUGUUGAAUUAGUAUGCCUUUAUUGUUUUCAUCCAUAAAGUAAGACUAAGGCAAUCCAACACAGAAAAUGGACAGUCCUAUGUGCAAGAUUUUAUACAAUUGUAUUUAUUGUAUCAGUGGUUAAGACAGCAAACACAGAUGUUAAACCUUGGCAAGUGAUCCCAGAUUUUUACUUCCAGAAAUACUUGUACAUAACCUUUGUAAUUCUUUGAUUUUUCAGGAUCAAAUAAAAUCAAUAAAAUACCAUUACUGCUUUAAAACAGGAAAAGCCUCUUUUUUUAAAAAAAAAAGGAAAACACAACAAAAGCCUGAAUCUGAUUCAUCUUCUCCAUGGUAACAUCACUGGUUUGAGGGCCCAGCCAAAUUGUACAGAACGGUUGGUAAGAGUGAAAAACGAACCACUGAGUGGUUAACCGAGCAGUUUUCCUACGCUCUGUGUGAGUGCUGAACGAGUACUGCCGAUGGCUUCAAUUCUGAUCAGACUUAUUGUAGUAUUUUGAAGCCUUGGUAUAGACCAGAUGUAAAUUACAGGUUAGAUGGUCCAUUUUGCUAGUGCAGACUUUCCCCAUGUAUUUUCAUUUACAGUUGUAGAGGGAGUUUUCUUCUUUUAUUCGGACUCCAUACUCAACUUCCACCCCCCCCACCCCCUUUAUCUUCUUUCAGUUGAUUACUGGAUGAGAGUCCUUACAGGAGGAGCUGGCACUGUCCUUGAAGCCCCUUAGCUGCCCCCAGGGCAGUGCUAGAGGCACCUGCUGUCCCUCAGGCCCAGCCUCCUCCUGAAAUCUUACAGGAAGGGGAGCUCAGGAGCUCAAGCGUCUGAUCUUUUGUUGUGCAGAGGCUUUUGCUAAAGACUCUGUGAGAAACUAGGCCUGUUCGUAACACAAGACUAUCAUCCUGCGGGAAAAGCUGCGUAUCCAGUGUAGGAAACUAGAGAGGCCGAGGAGAGGAGGAAGAUUUGAAACACGAACAGAAGCGAGAGCUGGUGACUUGGUCAGAACAGGUAAGAGGGUGUAUUUUUUUUGCCUCCUCCCUCUGGACCUCCGUGCCCCUGGAGGGUGGAGAUACCAGAAGUUUGCUGGGUUCAGAAUGUUAGCCCGUGGUUAACAAGAGACUCUUUCUCCCAUUAAUUGAUCUAGCUCAGUAAGUCAGCAGCUGCAGCUCACUAGAGGCAGCGAUACCCCCGCAGUCCCUGCACACCCUAAGCAUCACCUCUGUCCCUGUGCUCUCGCCUGCGCCUCCGCGGCCGCCCACCCCUGGGCCGGCACCCUGGGCUACUCCUGCCUUAGUCUCACCUCCUGCAGCUGGUUCUUCUUUACAUACCUGUAAGUCACUGUUCCUGCUGUGCCUUGACCACUGCUCCAGUGAGGAAGGGGGGCUGCUCUCAUUUUCUUGCCUAGGAUGUGCAGAGUCAUGCUACUCCCCAGAAAAACCCCUCUGGCCAGAGGUGCCCCAGCCCUUUACCGGAAGGUGAAGGACAAAAACAGUCUGUGACAGGGCUGGUGACUCACGGUUCAACCAGAAAGGUUCAUGAUUCUGCUUGAAACUUCUGAUUGAAGAGGCAUUUUGUCAUGUUACUGUGAUGCUGCCAGCCACAUCACACGGCCAAGGGGGAAUUAUGUAGUACAGGGGUCUGCUUUGUUAACUGGUUUACAAAAUCCAUCAAAGAUGAGUAAGGGGAGUGUUUGGGUAGUACUUGCCCUCCGGGAAAAUGAAUGCUUUUGCAGUUGGAGAAACUGAGGCAGACACCCUGCAGAUCUUCCUACCAAUCUCCAUAAUGCCAUCUUGCCCUUUCCUAGAAGAACACAGUUCAGCUUCUGCAGGUCACCCUAAACAGAAAACAAAUAUUGUGAACCGACACAAGUAUUCUAUUUUAAAAUGACUUGAUUUGUUUACUGCAGCAACACAAGCUUUCUGUCUGUUUUUCUAAACGAGAUGCAGCAGUGCCUACUCCCGAUAAAAGUUCAGGCUGAUGAUUCCCUACCCUGAUCUCCUCUGGCCGUCACAGGGCUACUGGCAGCAGAGCAAAAGUACGAUAUUGUUUUAAUGGUAUCCUUAGUACAUUUAAUCAUACUUCGGCUCACUGCAUGGCAUACAUUCCCUGCUCACAUCCCUUUGGCUUCUUUGUAUACUGUACAAUCUAUAUGUACCAAACACUGCAGUUGAAGGAAAAUACAAGGCACAGGAGCGUAGCAACAGAAAGCCAUGAUUUUCCCAGAUUGUACAGACACCAGCACAGUUGGUUGGGUCAAGGGGACAAUAGUCUUCUUUCCAUUUGUUUUUUUUUUUUUUUUUUUUCUGCCUGCAGUUUAAAUAUUGCAUUAAUCACAAUACAGGUCCUUUGGAUAUUUUUUAUAAUGUAUAUAAAAAUCUUUCCCCUGCUAGGAAAUUCAGUUUGCAUACGGUUGCAAGUUCUGCAUUAAAGUGCUUGGCAAAAAGUCACCUUGACAGUAAGUGCUCACAACAGCUGCAUCCGCUGUAGCAUGGUGGGCAGCUGAAAUCAAGUUUGCUUUUCCUGGUCCCCAACACCACCCGCACCCCCCACAGCCCCCCCAAAUCCUACAGUCACUCAGUGAACUGAAGUGGUAGCUAAAGUGCUUAGAAUGCUAAAUUAAAAGUAUUUUAAAUGUAAUCCUCUUAAUCUGUUUUAAUAUUUCUUCACAGUACCUUAUAAAACUAAACAUGUUUUAAAAAUACUCCUUUCCAGUGCAGAAAAGCGUUGCAAGACAGAGUGAGAACAGUCUUUAAAUUUUCUCUAUUUCUCCAGCAAUUUCAAAUUUGUCUUGAAGUGCAUAAUAUCUAUAUGGUCAUCUCUGUUUACAUUCAGUAACCUACUCAACACCAUUACAAGUCAAUACGCGAGUUGUGCAUUACUUUGCAGACAUGAUUUUUGUAAAUCAGUUUCAGCUAUUAGUGCAAUAUCAUCAUCAUUAUUAUUCCACCCACCUUGGAGAACUACACAAGAAAAUUUGUCAAUUCAGGUAAAAAAAAAAAAAAAAAAAAUUAGUCAGUUCCUCUGCUUUUCACUGACCUCAGUCAUGCACUGAGGCAAAGGCAGGGAUUGA
Molecule: messenger RNA, 5288 nt
Organism: Tyto alba (common barn owl)
Lineage: Eukaryota; Metazoa; Chordata; Aves; Strigiformes; Tytonidae
Gene: PCCA
Product: propionyl-CoA carboxylase subunit alpha
Exons: 24
Coding region: 67-2211 (714 amino acids)
Cellular component (GO): mitochondrion
Molecular function (GO): propionyl-CoA carboxylase activity; metal ion binding; ATP binding
Source: RefSeq, a predicted model, not a curated record